UUUUUUUGUCACUUGUUAUUCCUUCCCUUUUCUUUCGUAUUAUUGUUAUAUUUUUUUACUUUAUUCGUUCAAUUGUGUAUAUUCCCUAAGAGUACAACUCGCACCGUACCACAUUCUUAUUACCUAGAGAUAUCGACUGAACCGCUAGGAGUGCCGUCGUUGUCAUCGAUUAACGAGCCAGGAACAAACAAUAACCACAUAAUAAUAGAGACCGAACAAAAAUGGGAGUCGCUGCAUUCUACCGCUGGCUUACGCGCAAGUACCCCCGAGUGCAGAGCAGAGUCAUCGAAGAGAGACCGCAAAUAGUCAAUGACAUUGAAAUCCCUGUCGACGCGACCAAGCCCAACCCGAACGGCGUCGAGUUCGACAACCUGUACUUGGACAUGAACGGAAUCGUGCAUCCGUGCUGCCACCCGCAGUUCCGCGAUGCGCCCGAGACAGAGGAGGAUAUGAUGAUCGAGGUGUUCAAGUGCCUAGACCGUGUGUUCAACAUGGUCCGCCCGCGCAAGAUCGUCUACAUGGCGCUCGAUGGCGUGGCACCGAGAGCCAAAAUGAACCAACAACGGUCGCGCCGUUUCCGCGCGGCGCAGGAGGCUGAGGAGAAGGAGGCAGAUCAGGCCAAGGUUGUCGAGGAGAUCUUCCAGGCGACGGGCGAGCGGCCACCCCAGCCCGAGAAGGCCUGGGACAGCAACUGCAUUACCCCCGGUACGCCAUUCAUGGAGCUGCUGGCCAAAUCGCUGCGGUACUAUAUUGUGACCAAGCUCAACUCGGACCCGGCGUGGAAAUCGGUCAAGGUGGUCCUGUCCGACUCGAAUGUACCCGGCGAGGGUGAGCACAAGAUCAUGGACUACAUCCGCCGCCAGCGUAUGAUGCCCGCCCACGACCCGAACACCACCCACGUGCUGUACGGCCUGGACGCCGAUCUUAUCAUGCUGUCGUUAGCCACACACGAGCCGUACUUUAAGAUUCUGCGCGAGGACGUCGCUUGGGCCGACAUGCUGACCAAGCCGUGCCGCCAGUGCGGCAAGAAGGGUCAUUUCGAGCGAGAAUGCAAGGGCCGUGGCGCCGAAACUCCCAAUACAGACUUUUCCAAGCAGCCGUUCGUGUUUGCGCACAUCGAAAUUCUGCGCGAGUACCUCGAGUACGAGCUUAAGCCCACCGUGAGUGUGCCGUUCCCCUUUGAUCUUGAGCGCGCCAUUGAUGACUGGGUGUUCCUGUGUUUCUUUGUCGGUAAUGACUUUUUGCCGCACCUGCCGUCGCUCGAGAUCCGCGAGGGCGCGCUCGAAAAGCUUGUCCAGUUCUGGAAGGACGGGCUGCCCGCGUCGGGCGGGUACAUCACGCAUAACGGUGACGUUGACAUGUUCCGUGUGCAGCCGAUUAUGGACAGGAUCGCGGCGAUCGAGGAGGAUACCUUCAAGGAGCGCAAGAUUGAGGAGGCCAAGCGUGAGCGCAACAAUCAGCGCUACAAUCAGCGUAACAACCGCGAUAUUCCCGACGGUCAGGCACGCCUGGAUGCUGCCGCCGACGAAAUGGCUGCGGUGGCUGGCGCCAAAUUGCGCAGGGAGGCGGAGGAGGCAGAGAAGAAGAGCGCAGCUGCGAAGAACUUUGCCGCUGCGAGUGCGCUCAAGGCCAGGCUGGCCGGCCGCGCGGCACCGACUCCAGCUCCCUUGCCUGUGGGCCAGGACGAGGACGGCGACGAGAUCAUGGUGUCCGGUGUGGCGCCUGCUCUGGCGAGCGGCACGAAGCGCAGCCAUGAAGACUCCCUUGAGAAGGACGAUCUAAAUGGCGGCGACGCGCAGCCUAAGACCGUCGAGCUUGACGCCAAGCUUAUCAAGCUCAACGACGGCGAGAAGGCUGCCGUUGUGGAGCCCAAGCCUGUGGAGGACGAGGCUAUCGUUGCUGAAGACACUGAGACCAAGACAGCCGAUGAUGCGGCAAGCAUAAGCAUUGUGGACGACAGCGAGGCCGCCGGCGAUAGUGAGGUGCCCGUCGAGGACCCCUUCACUGACACGGUCAAGUUCCACGAGUCUGGGUACAAGGACCGCUACUACAAUCUCAAAUUUGGCUUUUCCGCCAACGACAAGGAGUCAGUGCACAAGGUUGUCGAGCACUACGUGCGCGGCCUGUGCUGGGUACUCAAGUAUUAUUACCAGGGGUGCGUCUCGUGGAGCUGGUACUACCCUUAUCACUAUGCGCCGCUGGCCUCGGACUUUGUUGACCUGGACAUCAUGGAUGUCUCGUUCGACCUCAGCGCACCUCUGCGACCCUAUGAGCAGCUCAUGGGUGUUCUGCCCGCGGCCAGUCGCCAUCACCUGCCCGAGCCCUUUGGUCGGCUGAUGACGUCGGAGACCAGUCCCAUCAUCGACUUUUACCCGACCGACUUCCCGCUCGAUCUCAAUGGCAAGAAGUUCCUGUGGCAGGCGGUCAUUCUGCUGCCGUUCAUUGAGUCGGAGCGCCUCCUCAAGGCCGUUGGGCAAGUGUACCCGUAUCUGACGCCCGAGGAGGAAGCGCGCAACUCGCGUGGCUCCGAGAUAGUGAUGGUCAGCUCGGCACACCCACUCUAUGAGAGUCUUUGCGAUCUGUACAACACGAGUGACCCAAAGCUCGAGGUGCCACUUGAUCCGAAGCUCAGCCAGCGCAUGUCAGGAACCGUCUCCAUUGAUCCGAACUACGUCCCGCAUACGGCCUAUGAGUCCCCGCUGCACACUGUGGACAAGCCCGAUAUCGAGGAGGACCGCUCGAUCUCCGUCAUCUACCACCAGCCGCAGCCUGACUCCAGCCAUACAGCCGUUCUGCUUCCCGGUCUGAGGCUCCCAGGCCACGUGCUGAAUUCGGCCGACAUUGAGUUCAUGCGCACUGGCGGCAAGUCUGGCUUCCGCGGCCCGCCGCGCACGUAUACGCCCGAGAACAACCGCGAUUUUAGAGACUUUUACGGUCAGCAGGGGAACGACGUCUCGAGAGAUCGCGGCCGUGGCCCGAGUCGCUACGACCAGCAGGGUAAUGUGAACCCGGAGUACCAGUCGUACCAUUCUGGUCGUGGCCAGUCGCGUCCCUACGCCCGGCCUCGCUACCCGAAUCCCUCGCACCAGUCGCGCGGCAACAACCAUGGGAACAGCUAUGGCAACAACCAUGGAAAUAACGGCAGCAACUACGGUAAUAAUGGUAGCAACUACGGUAAUAGCGGCGGCCAGUCUGGAUACAACUCGCGCCCGCCCCCACCGCGCCCCAUGGGGUACCAACCAUUCGGUGGCCGUCCGCCAGCCGCGCAGUCGCAGGCCGGAGGCCAAGGUGGUGGUGCCUAUAAUGGAAACAGCCGUGGCAGAGGCAGAGGUGGAGGCGGAUACCAUGGUGGUAACACAAAUGGCGGCGGGUCCCGUGGCGGAUAUCGUGGCGGCUACCGCGGACGGGGAGGCAACAACAAUAACAACGGCUACUAAAUGCCAGUGUUUUUUUUUUCAUUUUUUAGAUUCAAAAAAUACUUGAUUUUGGGAUUAUCUCAAUAUCGACACGGUGGUGGAUACUAAGACCAUUUUUGACUGUGUUGCAAGGUUUGGCGGACUCGAGAAUCUGAAGAAAAAUUAA
Molecule: messenger RNA, 3582 nt
Organism: Kickxella alabastrina
Lineage: Eukaryota; Fungi; Kickxellomycota; Kickxellomycetes; Kickxellales; Kickxellaceae
Product: XRN 5'-3' exonuclease N-terminus-domain-containing protein
Exons: 1
Coding region: 222-3437 (1071 amino acids)
Biological process (GO): nuclear-transcribed mRNA catabolic process
Cellular component (GO): nucleus
Molecular function (GO): RNA binding; 5'-3' RNA exonuclease activity; zinc ion binding
Source: RefSeq, a predicted model, not a curated record